UCACCAGGCUAGAGAGGCAGCACUGGGCUCCAGGGCAGAAACAUCUCUGUUUCCGGGAGCGUCAGCUUAGGCCAGUCGCACGGGCUGCUGGGACUCGUAGUUCGCACGGCUCUUCUCCCGCGGCUGACGGCGAGGAGGCGGACUACAGCUCCCGUCAGGCCAAGCGGCGCCAGCGGGGUCCUGCACACGCGCGGCUGGGCAGCAGGUUCGCGUUGUUGUAGCUUCGAGUAGGCGGCGCACAGUCGGUUGCACGGUGGCGUCAGGGGCCAUACUGUUCAGUGAAGAGGCUGUGCUUCUAGAUUUUUUAAAAGAGAAUUUCAAGCUAUUGCUGUGAUUGAUCUUCUGUUUUCUGGCCUGGAAGACAUUCAGGGAAAGAGGAAGAGAUGGCAGUUUCUUGGGGAUAGGAGGAGAAAGAGAAAGAAUCAUAUAUCACUCUAGUACAUAUGCUGCCAGGGAUUGAACUCAGGACCUCAUGCUUGAGAGUCCAGUACUUCAUCCAAUGUGCCACCUUGGGGACCUCAUAAACCAGGGCUCAGUGACCUAUGAAGAUGUAACUGUGAUAUUCACUCAAGAAGAGUGGGCACUAUUGAAUCCUUCAGAGAAGAAACUCUACAGAGAUGUGAUGUGUGAAAACUUGAGGAACUUUCUUUCAAUAGAAAAAAUACUAGAACAUUCCACCAAACAGCAGCAUAACUUGCACGGGAGUCAACAAAGUAAUACAGCAGUGAAAAUACCUGAGGGCCAAAAAAUUCAGAAUGGUAGAAAAUCUCAAGAAUAUGAAUCAUACAACAAAUUAUUCACUUAUUCUAUUCAUCUUCAACAACAUGAAAGAAUUUACAGUGGAGAGAAACCCUAUGAAUGUAAACUAUGUAGUAAAACAUUCAGUUGUUCUAGUAGUCUUUUGGCACAUAAACGAAUUCACAGUGGAGAGAAACCCUAUGAAUGUAAACAGUGUAGUAAAACAUUCAGGCAAUCCAGUAAUCUACGUCAACAUGAACGAACUCACAGUGGAGAGAAGCCCUAUGAAUGUAAACUAUGUAGUAAAACGUUCAGUUGUUCCAGUAGUUUUUGGGCACAUAAGAGAAUUCACAGUGGAGAGAAACCCUAUGAAUGUAAACAAUGUAGUAAAACAUUCAGGCAAUCUAGUAGUCUUAAGGAACAUGAAAGAACUCACAGUGGAGAGAAACCCUAUGGAUGUAAACAGUGUAGUAAAACAUUCAGUUGUUCCAGUCAUCUUCGGGCACAUGCAAGAAUUCACAGUGGAGAGAAACCCUAUGAAUGUAAACUGUGUAGUAAAACAUUCAGUUGUUCCAGUAGUCUUCGAAAACAUGAAAGAAUUCACAGUGGUGAGAAACCCUAUGAAUGUAAACUAUGUAGUAAAACAUUCAGGCAAUCCAGUAAUCUUCGGACUCAUGAAAGAACUCACAGUGGAGAGAAACCCUAUGAAUGUAAACUGUGUAGUAAAACAUUCAGUUUUUCCAGUAAUCUUCGGACACAUGAAAGAAUUCACAGUGGAGAGAAACCCUAUGUAUGCAUACUAUGUAGUAAAACAUUCAGUUGCUCAAGUAGUCUUCGGACACAUGAAAGAAUUCACUGUGAAGAGAAACCAUAUGAAUGAAAACUAGUAAAGCACUCAGUGCUUCCAGUAUUCAGGAAUAUGAAAGAAUUCACAGUGGAGAGAAACCCUAUGAUUGUAAACUAUGUAGUAUAACAUCUCUUUGUUUCAGUCAUCUUCAGACACAUGAAAGAAUUCAUAGUGCAGAAACCUUAUGAAUGUAAACAGUGAAAGCAUUCAUGGAAUCUAGUUCUCUUCAGUUACAUGAUAGAACUCACAGUGGAGAGAAAGAAACCUCAUGAAUAUAACCAUGUAGUCAAGCAUUAAUUUAAGUCAGUGUUCUUUGGAGACAUGAUAGAUAUCACAGGGGAGAGAAACCCAGUGAAAGUAAACAGUACACUGAUUCAAGCCAGUUAUCUUUGUCAAUAUGAAAUAACAGAAUGGAGAGAAAUUUGAUAAAUGUAAGCAGUGUUGAAAACAUUGUGUUAUUCUGCUCACUGUAGACAUGAAAGAAUUCACAGUGAAACAAAACCCCAAGAAAAUCAUAAAGCUUUCAGAUGUUCCACUAAUUUUCAAGCACAUAAAAAUAUUCAAAAUGGAAAUUAAUAUUUUGUGUAUAAACUGUACUAAAGAUUAGAGAGAGAGAUGCAACCUGAGACAUGAUGCAGAGGCUUGUGGUUCAAUCUAAUAUCUCCUAGGUGUGAGCUUCACUACAUUGGCUAGAGAUGUGUUGUUUUUAUUGUCUCUAUCUCUCCAUCUUGUGUUAAUAUAUAAGUAAAUAUAUCUAAAUAAUUGUAGGGAUCACAGGGCCAUGUGAACCCAUACCUCUGAAUAUUAUAUGGAAUAUGAGUAAGUACUUUGAUUCUUUAUCAUAAAUUCUAAUAUAUGAAAAAUUCCACUUGGUACUGAGAACUUCUUGAUGUCAACAAUGCUUAGAUGUGUUCAAAUCAAUAAUAAUUUUUGCACAUAUAAAAUCACUGGCAUUAUAAAAGCAAUUCUUAUCAUGUAGACAUUGUAGAAUGACAGACCUAGAAAGGAACUUGUCCUGGAGAGACCAGUGAAUGUAAAACAGUAGAAUAAUAAUGGAUGCUACAAUAUGUGAAUCUUUAUUUUCUUUUUGAAUAAAUUGUAUCUGGUUGAAAAGUA
This is a messenger RNA of Erinaceus europaeus (western European hedgehog), 2701 nucleotides long. RefSeq names its product zinc finger protein 709-like. Gene Ontology annotation, cellular component: nucleus. NCBI's taxonomy places the organism in Eukaryota, Metazoa, Chordata, Mammalia, Eulipotyphla, Erinaceidae. Gene Ontology annotation, molecular function: DNA-binding transcription factor activity, RNA polymerase II-specific; RNA polymerase II transcription regulatory region sequence-specific DNA binding. Gene Ontology annotation, biological process: regulation of transcription by RNA polymerase II. The coding region runs from base 473 to 1618 and encodes 381 amino acids. The transcript is spliced from 6 exons. The record is from RefSeq and is a predicted model, not a curated record.